ACAGCUUGUGGACCUAAUAGAUUGGGAAGAUCAUGUGAAUACAGAUGUAAUGCAUCACUUGAUGACGAAACAGCUUGUAGGGGAGUCCAGAUUUGUUUACCAGAUCCUUAUGGAUGUUCUUGCGCAACGGGAUACACAGACCUGAAUUGCACCACAGAAUGUGAUGUAGGUAAGUUUGGAGCUAGUUGCAGUGAGACAUGUCAUUGUGUAUCAGGAGAAUGUGAUCGGUUUACUGGAGUCUGUACAGGAAGCCUUACUGAUUGCCAGCCGAGAUGGACGGGAACCAACUGCCAACAAUGCACUGAAGGCAGGUUUGGCCAGAACUGUUCAGGUACGAUUGAAAUUGAAAAUAUAGCAAAGAACGAAGGCCAGCCGGAUAUCGGAUUCACCUGCCGAAGAGAUGGUGAGGAGGAUGAGUAUCUGUCGUCAGCACAACCGGUUGUCCGGCUCCACCGGGUAACCGAUGCCCAAGGACGGUUGUCGGAUGAAGGGAUUACAAGAAUCGGAGAUCUCCAGCAGGAUUCGACAACUAUCGAUUUCUUCCAAGUCGAUCAGGUAGCUGCAGAUGAUCUGUUUGUCUGUAUAAUCUAUGAUGUGGAUAACUACAGAAGUGAUGCCGUCCGUGCUGACGUAAACAUUUUACCUCAACUAAGAGGACAGCUUUCGAUCGUAGAGGCUACCCAAACCUCGAUCACGCUGUCCUGGAUUGAGUGGAAGGCUGGGGUCGACAUCGGUGAUCCUCCAGUUAUAGGAUACAAUGUCUACUACAAGGAGGCUGUGUCUUCAACAUGGAUCCGUGUUGAUCGAAGAAACCCCUUGGAUGUGUCAGAAUUCAUUGAUGGUCUAGACCCUGAUAGUGACUACCUGUUUGCAGUUUCUGUAGUACGUGAAGGCGACGGAGGCGAAGGACCAUUGACCAGCUUCUCUGCAAGUACUGCGUGUUUGCCCCCUAGUGGAGUCGUUUCCUACGUCAGAGCCCAUCAAGUGUCUUCUCCUGAUGAACUUCUUAUCACAUGGCAGUCGCCGAUAUCUAGUGCUGCCCGCGCCAACUGUCGCAGUGGUUUUACGAACAUCUCGAUCUAUUUCUCUUCAAUGAGCGAUGUCUCUACACAAGGUCAAGUACAGAUACCGUUUAAUGACACCACCGGAAGUUAUUACCUGGACUCACUUGAAUCUGAGACUCAGUACUCUGUAUACAUCACAUUAUGGAACAAAGAUAGCGAAGGUCCACCAAGUGAAGCGUCUUCGGUGACGACAUAUCAAACAGGUGCUUCUGGAUCACCUGUUCCAUGGGCCCUAUUUGCAAUUACGUUCUUCGUCGCUGUUGUCAUCACUAUCGCCUUCGUUUUCUUAUGGAGAAGAUCUUGUAAAACAAACUCUGACCCUGAGCCUCCCAAGGCAAGCAGGACAAAGUCCGUUAAAGAAGAGUCAACAUAUGAAAACCCAGUCUUUGAUGAACCUCCUGUUAACCAGUACGAAAGUUUGGACGCCAUCACCACGAACGACGAUUACAUGAUACCUGAUGCCCCGUAAAGCCCGUCUCACACUAAGAAUGCGAUCCGGUGCGACGUGAUUUUUCAAGAAAUCGCAUUUUGCAUUAAAGGACAAGUCCACCCCAACAAAAAGUUGAUUUGAAUAAAGAGAGAAAAAUCCAACAAGCAAAACACUGAAAACUUCAUCAAAAUCGGAUGUAAAAUACGAAAGUUAUGCCAUUUUAAAGUUUUGCUUAAUUUCACAAAACAGUUAUACGCACAUCCUAGUCGGUAUGCAGAUGAGGAGACUGAAGACGUCAUCCACUCACUAUUUCUUUUGUAUUCUAUUACAUGAAAUAUAAAAUAUUCUAUUUUUCUCCUCAUUGCCAAGUGAAACAAGGCUUGAACAGGCUCCAUGAACAGUUGGACCUACAGCAUUACUUAAAACUAUAUUAUUCAUUCGAGUUGGUCCCUAUUGUCAAAUCUGUAAAAAAUGAAAUAUUUUAUAAUUCAAACAAUAAAAAACAAAAGAAUUAGGGAGUGAUGGACAUCAUUGACCAUCGCAUUUGCAUGUCACUGAGUUGUGCAUAUCACUGUUUUGUGAAAAAUAAGUGAAAAUUUAAAAUGUCAUAACUUUCUUAUUUUACACCCGAUUUUGAUGAAAUUUUCAGCGUUAUGCUAGUUUGAUUUUUCUCUAUUUAUUCAAAUCAACAUUUUUCUGGGGUGGACUUGACCUUUAAAUAUGAAAGUUGUAAGAAGUAAUAUUAUCUUAUUCAAAGUUUGGCAUAUUUCUAGGAAAACUAAAAUCAUAGUUUUACUUUGCGGCAAGCCCUGUGGUCGGAGUAAAGGCCAAAUCAGCUUCAAGUCGCAGUCGAUGAUGACGUCAUUACGAUUUAGAAUUGAUUUUUUUUUUAAGGGAGGUUCUAACUGGACAGAAUUUCGAUUUCAGUAGUCCUACCACUAUUCUGAACUCUGAUCCGUAAUAUUUUACUAGUAACUGUUGGAAUAUCCAUAUCAAAUUUUAUCACUAUUAAUUUUAAAUCUGGAUGGCAACGAAUCGCAUAGUGCGAGACGGGCACAACACAAAUGAUAGCGAUUAACCGUCAACUACACACUAAGAAAUAAAGGUUCAAAAUUGAACCCCGAAAGGUUGAUGCAAAAUCAGCACCCUAUGGGUUAAAAAAUUGAACCCUGCGGUUGUGGUUCAUUUUUGCACCCUGCGGGUUCAAAGCUGCACCCCUAAAUUUUAAAUUGAACCCCUAGGGGUGCAGUUUUGAACCCGCAGGGUGCAAAAAUGAACCCCAACCGCAGGGUUCAAUUUUUGAACCCCAAAUCAGGGGUUCAAUUUUUGAACCCUUAGGGUGCUGAUUUUGCAUCAACCUUUCGGGGUUCAAUUUUGAACCUUUAUUUCUUAGUGUGUAGAAUAAAAAAACAGUCUGAUUGGUUCCCGAUCAGUCUACUGAGAAAUGAGCGCAUACAACGAUGAUCUAGAUAAGCCAUUUCAUUUAGCGAUUAAUGGCUAACCUUUGUUACGGGCCGCUGAUUUCAAUGUAAUCUGAGUCAUCUAUUUGAUAUUCAGGCUGUUUUUUUAUUUAAAUGUGGGCAAUGUCCUAGAAAAUGCUAGUAUCAAAAUAUGCUUAAAGGAAAAGUCCACCCCAACAGAAGGUUGAUUUGAAUAAAAAGAACAGAAUAGUCCAACAAGCAUAACACUGAAAAUGUCAUCAAAAUCGGAUGUAAAAUAAAAAAGUUAUGACAUUGUAAAGUUUUUCUUAAUUUCACAAAACAGUUAUAUGCAUAUCCUGGUAUGCAAAAUGAGGCGAGACUGAUGACGUCAUCUACUCUAUUUUCUCCUCAUUGUCAAUUGAAACAACGAUUAUUCCUCCCUGAACACGUGGAAUAGCAUUAAUCGUUAAGCAUGUUUAGUACUAUAUGGUUCAAUCAAGUUCGUCCUUAUUGUCAAAUCUGUUAAAAAUGAAAAAUCGUAUAAUUC
Molecule: messenger RNA, 3462 nt
Organism: Lytechinus pictus (painted urchin)
Lineage: Eukaryota; Metazoa; Echinodermata; Echinoidea; Temnopleuroida; Toxopneustidae
Product: angiopoietin-1 receptor-like
Exons: 9
Molecular function (GO): protein binding
Source: RefSeq, a predicted model, not a curated record